Theobroma cacao (cacao) is the source of this 2069-nucleotide messenger RNA. Lineage: Eukaryota; Viridiplantae; Streptophyta; Magnoliopsida; Malvales; Malvaceae. The record is from RefSeq and is a predicted model, not a curated record.
CCCAAACUAAAACCCCCCCUUCCCGUUUCUUCCACUCUAAAAACCUCAACAAAAACAAAACGGUCACUAAUGGCGCUCAAAACCAUUUCCACAUUCCUCUCUCCCCUUUCUCUUCCAAACCACCACAAUUUCUCGAACUUCAACACGAAAUCUCUCAAUAUUUACAGAAAACCCACUCUCGUUUGCUGCAAAUCCACUCAGUCACAGACCCAAAACCGGUUCCCACUCUCGGAAACUCAAUUGCUGUCUUCCGAACCUGACGGGACCGGUGCGGCUGCUCCGACCCGGGGAGACCGGUUCCUCGAAAGGCAACACGCUGACGAGGCUGCUAAGCUUGUAAUAAAAGAGAUAAAGAAAAGUAAAAAGAAGAAAAAGAAGGUUUUGAAGGUUAACACGGCGGUCGCGAGUUGUUAUGGUUGUGGAGCUCCAUUGCAGACUUCGGAGCUUGAUGCUCCGGGUUAUGUGGAUACGGAUACUUAUGAAUUGAAGAAAAAACAUCACCAGCUAAGAACGGUUCUUUGUGGGAGAUGUAGGCUUUUAUCUCAUGGGCAAAUGAUAACUGCUGUUGGUGGGAAUGGAGGUUAUCCUGGGGGGAAGCAGUUUGUUUCGGCUGAUGAGCUUCGUGAAAAGCUCUCUAGCUUGCGCCAUGAGAAGGCUUUGAUUGUUAAAUUGAGAGAAAUGAUUUUGGUGAUAAUGAUAAGUCAAGAAGUUCAACUUACUAAUCGAGACUAUCUUCAAGUUGAUAUUGUGGACUUCAAUGGCAGCUUUGUAUCUCGUGUGCGUGAUCUUACUGGUGCAAAUCCUAUAAUACUAGUCGUGACGAAGGUUGAUCUCCUUCCAAAAGGGACUGAUUUUAAUUGUGUGGGUGAUUGGGUUGUGGAGGCCACUACAAAGAAGAAGCUUAAUGUUUUGAGUGUGCAUCUUACUAGCUCAAAGUCCUUAGUAGGGAUUGCUGGAGUUGCAUCAGAAAUCCAAAAGGAGAAGAAGAUGCAGGGGCGGGAUGUAUACAUUCUGGGAUCAGCAAAUGUGGGAAAAUCUGCAUUCAUAAGUGCUUUACUAAAAAUGAUGGCACAAAGGGAUCCAGCAGCUGCGGCAGCUCAAAAGUACAAACCAAUACAGUCUGCUGUACCUGGAACUACCUUAGGUCCAAUUCAGAUUGAUGCAUUCCUUGGAGGAGGGAAAUUGUUUGAUACACCCGGGGUUCAUCUUCACCAUAGGCAAGCUGCCGUAGUUCACUCAGAAGAUUUACCUGUCCUUGCUCCUCAAAGUCGGCUCAGAGGUCAAUCAUUCCCUGAUUGCCAGGUGGGCUCCAAAAAUGGGAUGGCAGAGAAAUUCAACUCCAUUGGAUUAAAAGGGUUCUCAAUAUUUUGGGGUGGGCUUGUCAGAAUCGAUGUCUUGAAGGUUCUGCCAGAAACGUGUUUAACAUUUUAUGGACCAAAGAGGUUGCAGAUUCAUGUUGUACCCACUGAUGAAGCAGAUGAAUUUUACAGGAAAGAACUUGGGGUUAAAUUGACACCGCCAACUGGAAAAGACAAAGCAGAUGAAUGGAGAGGACUGGAGACAAUGCAGCAAUUGCAAAUUAAAUUUGAAGAUCCAGAAAGACCUGCUAGUGAUGUGGCUAUUUCAGGCCUGGGUUGGAUCGCCAUUGAACCGAAACGCAAGUCUCUUGGAAUUUCUGAUAAUAAUUUUGCAGAAACCAUCAAAGAACUGCAUUUGGCAGUCGGUGUACCCAGGCCAGUUGAGAUUUUUGUUCGGCCUCCAAUUCCAGUCGGUAAGGCUGGAGCAGAAUGGUACCAAUAUCGUGAGUUAACAGAAAAGGAAGAGGAAGUAAGACCAAAGUGGUAUUUUUGACGGCUUCUUGUUUCCUGAUUCUGUGUUCCAUGAAUGUGCAUGGUUGUAAAGUGAGGAAAACUGUAUACAUAUAUAGUGAAUUAGAGAAUUUGGACAGUAGAAGUGUAAAACUGAGGGAGCUUGUUGCAGAAAUUUUGUAUGUAGAGAUAGCGACAGAAGUUAAGAAAGUUGGACUUAAUUUGAUUUUUUUAAUGUUUAAUCAUAAUUGUGAUUAAUUA